UGUAGAUUGUGCUCAGUCUCUUCUAACAAUGCGAGGGAAAUGUCACGUUUAAAGAGAGCUCUGUGUUUCCUAUGCUGCCUUAGGGCAGAAACGGAGGCAGAGGAGGACCAUGACUAUACAAACAUGCUAGAGAGAGCAAGGUUACAUCGGGAGACAUGGCGUCUGAACGAACUGGCCCGACUCAAAAUUGAGUUGGAGAGCCAAGGCAGGGUCCAGCAACCUGACCAGGCAUCACAAGACCUUGCUACUAAGGCAUCUAGAGGGGACAGUGUGGAGAUAGAAGAUGUGGAGAGGAAAAGAGCACUGGAACAGGAGAGAGAGCAGGAGGAGAGAGUGGCCCGUCUGAUGGAGAUCAGACGGCAAAAGCUGCAGAGGACAUUUCAAGCAGAGAAGCUCCGUAUGGAACUGGCUGCUGUUAUGGUUCUUCAGUCUGAAGUCAGGAUGGGCACAGUCUUGAUCAGUCAGGGUGUCAAUGGGACCUCCAAUUAUGUAAUCUGGAAGGGCUCUGCUAACAUCAUCUCCAACCGCAAGGGUGUGAUGACUACCCUGCAUGAGGGACAGGACCUGCUGGCCCCCUUUAAGAGAAGGCCUCAAGUGGUCAGGCCAGAGCAUGUCUGCCAUUUCCUCCGAGUAGGAAAUAGGGAUUUUAUGAGCAUCCUCAAGGAUGUGAAUGCAAACAUGGUGCAUGUUGAGGAGAAGGGCGAACCAGCACUCAUCCUAAAGAGGAGCUCCGAACAGGUGUUUGCUCCAGGUGCACCAGAACAUGCAUCCUGCAGCAAUAAGUUCUUGGUGAAGUUGGGGACACCUGACACAAUUCUCCAGUUCCUGCUCUUCUCAAUGAACCCAGAUACUCCAGAUGACCAGAUGGAUCCAUUUGUUUGCAGUUUCCUGCUCACAUAUUAUGUAUUCAUGACACCUGAAGAGCUGUGCUCCGCUCUGCUGAAGCAUCUCCAUUCUGAGCCAUCAGUGGACACUGGGCUGGUGCAGGUCAAAGAGAGAGUAGUGACGCUGGUCGUCCAGUGGGUGGCACUGUAUGGCCUUCUCCUGCUGGACAACCCUGCAGUGGUUCACUUCUUGGAGAAGCUGUCAAAACAGGUGAAAGGCCAUGCACAUCUCCGCAUGCUGAGAGAUUACAUCAGUGCAAGGAGAUAUCUCUUAUUGGACAAUGGACAAUGGACUAAGAAUCAGACCUCAAAUAGGGGACGUCAAGUUGACUGGUCCCUGGUUUGGAACAAACAUUAUCAAACAACCCGGCCAAUCAGGAUGAAGGACAAAGUGUUGCUAAAGGUCUACAGGCAUGACCACAGCUUUACGUCUGUGAGGAUGCCCCUCAACGCCUCUGUAGAGGAUGUCAUGGCUGCCUUGAAAGCCCCAGUAGGAGACAACAUGCUGAUAAGGUUGAAGUCCUCUGGAGCAAGGGAGCAGCUCAAGAUGGAUGCCAGGGCCAUCUCCAUUCUGGGCAUCAAUGAGAGGCUGUUCCUCUGCUCUGCCAGCCAGGCUGCUGAGCUGACGCCCCUGCAGGGGCAGCUCGGCCCAAAGGCAAACAGGAGCACGCUGGAGAACAUGAGCGCCAAGGCCAUGGCAGCCCAGCUCACCAGCUAUGACUGGGAGCUCUUCAGUGCCAUGCAUGAGACGGAGCUACUCUAUUAUGUGUUGGGGAGAAAGCAAUUCCCCAACAGCCUAACAGCGAACUUGGAGCGCUUCAUACGCCGCUUCAAUGUGGUGACAUACUGGGUGGUCACAGAGCUCUGUCUGUGUGCAGAGCUCUCCAAGCGAGCUCGGCUGAUGAGGAAGUUCAUCAAGAUGGCCACAGUCCUGUAUCGUGAAAAAAAUAUGAACUCAUUCAUGGCUGUAAUGUAUGGCCUGACAAACAGUGCAGUGUCUAGACUGCAUAAAACCUGGAAGAAAGUGCCAAAAGCACAGCUGAAGCGGUUCAGGCAAUAUGAGCUCAUACUGGAUCCAUUCCGUAACCAUGACGCACUGAGGCAAGUGGUGGCUAAGCUUGACCUACCAUAUAUCCCAUAUCUGCCCCUCAUUUUAAAAGACCUAACAUUCAUAAAUGAAGGGAACAAAACAAGACAAGACAAUCUUGUGAACUUCGAGAAAAUGAAUUUAUUUGCCAAAACCUUAAAGAUUGUGAAAGACUGCCGGAAUCAGCCCUACUUACCCAUUGUACCACAACGUGGCGGCACAAAGAAAGGCACUGGCCUUCACAACAUACAGAAGCCCUCGUGUAAGAAGCCCUCAUGUAAGUAUGCAUAUCCUGAGCAGUUCCAUAAUAGCAGAAAACUGCACGUAAUUAGUGACCAGCUGAAGCUGACCCAGCUCUCCAGGGCCAUUGAGCUGUGAGGGCUAUUUUACAGCAAAAUAAAGAUGAAUUCAACAACAGAAAAA
Messenger RNA from Alosa sapidissima (American shad), 2394 nucleotides. Its product is annotated as rap guanine nucleotide exchange factor 4-like. The coding region runs from base 40 to 2349 and encodes 769 amino acids. Lineage: Eukaryota; Metazoa; Chordata; Actinopteri; Clupeiformes; Clupeidae. Gene Ontology annotation, molecular function: guanyl-nucleotide exchange factor activity. The transcript has 22 exons. Gene Ontology annotation, biological process: positive regulation of GTPase activity; Ras protein signal transduction. The record is from RefSeq and is a predicted model, not a curated record. Gene Ontology annotation, cellular component: plasma membrane.